Molecule: messenger RNA, 1926 nt
Organism: Tarenaya hassleriana
Lineage: Eukaryota; Viridiplantae; Streptophyta; Magnoliopsida; Brassicales; Cleomaceae
Product: 4-coumarate--CoA ligase-like 9
Exons: 7
Coding region: 96-1655 (519 amino acids)
Molecular function (GO): CoA-ligase activity
Source: RefSeq, a predicted model, not a curated record
UGUUAUUUGUUUGUAGGGGCUCCUCUAUCAUAAAAAAAAACAAUUAAAGAAGGAGAAAAGAACACGUGUUCAAGACACUUACCUCUGUCUGGUUGAUGAUUUCAGGUAGAACUCCGAGAAUGGCGCCGCCGGAAGAUGACGACAGCCACUUGAUCGACCGGAGCUCCGGCUUCGAUCGACGGACGGGAAUCUACCACAGCCUCCGUGGCCCUUUGCCUCUCCAUCCUCUCGACCAACCUCUCUCCGCCGCCGAGCACGCCCUCUCCCUACUCCGCCGCUCCUCUCCUGUCUCCACCGCCGGAAAAGACAUCGGAUCCAUCACCUUUAUCGUCAACGCCACCACCGGAGAGAGCAUCACCUACGCCGAGCUUCUCCAUGGAGCUCGCUCCCUCGCCGUCUGUCUCCGGGAACGCUUCCCUUCUCUCUCCCAGAACGACGUCGCCUUCAUCCUCUCCCCGGCCUCCACUCGCGUUCCUGUGCUCUACUUUGCUUUGAUGUCCAUUGGCAUCGUGAUUUCGCCUGCUAAUCCCGUCGGAUCCAACUCGGAGGUGAGUCACCAGGUCCGAAUCAGCAAGCCGGCAAUCGCCUUCGCGACAUCGCAGACGGUCCAGAAGCUUCGAUCCUCUUCUUUCCCCCUCGGAAUCGUCCUAAUCGACUCGCCCGAGUUUCUCUCCUGGUUGACUCGGUCAUCCCCGGACCCGGUCGCCGUCCGGGUCAACCAAUCCGACCCGGCGCUCUUCCACGUGUUCGGGUUCGCGAUGUUGGUCCGAGCCAUGUCGCUGGGAGAUACGCUGGUUCUUCUGGAGAGAUUCGACUUCGAGGCGAUGCUGAAAGCGGUGGAGAAGUACAAGGUCACAGGAAUGUCGGUGUCUCCGCCGCUGAUCGUGGCGUUGAUCAAAUCGGAGCUGACGAAGAAGUACGAUAUCCGGUCGUUGCGGUCGCUCGGAUGCGGCGGAGCUCCGCUGGGUAAGGACGUCGCCGAGAAGUUCAAGGAGAAGUUCCCCGACGUCGAGAUUAUUCAGGGGUACGGCUUGACAGAGAGCUCGGGACCAGCGUCAUCAACGUUCGGACCAGAGGAGACAGUGAGAUACGGCUCAGUUGGUCGUAUUUCAGAAAAUCUCGAAGGAAAGAUCGUCGAUCCGGUUACCGGAAAAGCCUUACCGCCUAACCAGAAAGGCGAGCUCUGGCUUCGUGGCCCCAUUGUCAUGAAAGGUUAUGCGGGAGACGAGAAGGCAACCGAGGAAACUAUAGAUCGAGAAGGCUGGUUAAAGACGGGAGAUCUCUGUUACUUUGAUUCCGAGGGUUUUCUUUACAUUGUUGAUCGGUUAAAAGAAUUGAUCAAAUACAAGGCAUAUCAGGUUCCACCUGUGGAGUUGGAGCAGAUCCUUCAAUCUCACCCGGAAGUUGUUGAUGCAGCCGUCGUUCCGUAUCCAGACGAGGAUGCAGGCGAGAUUCCAAUGGCCUUUAUAGUACGAAAACCGGGAAGCAACAUCUCCGAGGAACAAAUCAUCGAGUUCGUGGCCAGACAAGUUGCUCCGUAUAAGAAGAUUCGUCGAGUUGCGUUCACAAACGCGAUUCCGAAGAAUCCUGCAGGUAAGAUUUUGAGGAGGGAGUUGACGAAACUUGCCGUGGCUGGUAAUUCGUCAAAGCUGUGAGAAAACCGGCCGGUUUGCAUUCGAUCGUGCCGGUUUUUAUAUGCAAUUUUCCGGUUUAAUUGAAUCAUCGUUCUCUCCGAGUCUUCGAAGGCAGUUGUAUUAUUCGAAAAAAAAAAGGCCAAUAAUACAUUUCUUGUAUUUGUUUAGUAUCAUUCCGAAUCUCAUAAUGGUUAACAUAUAUUUAUUUAUUCCAAAUCUAUUUGAGGGAUUGUUAUCAUAUAUGCAGGGACAAAUGUAUAAUAUAUAUUGGGCCGAUGUACAUUCAUGUUUA